CCACCUUCCUUGAGCUUGAGCUUAACAGACGUUGAUUUCGUUUUCUCAAUUCCCUCCACGACACUUUGCGACCGGAAUAUUCGCCAUGGAUAUCGACGAAGACGAUGAUUUUUACGCCCCGGAAGAGCCCGAUGUUCAACCAACAGCCACUGCAGCAGCCCCUGCAGCCCCGGUAGCUGCCAAAACAGAGUCCCAGAAUGACGAGCUUGAAGAAGGCGAGGAAGAGGACGAGAGUGGGGAGAUGGACGAAGAUGAUGAUUCAGACAUAGACAUCAUAACAGAGAGGAAAGACGGCUCCAAACCAGCUCCUCCCUCACAGACACGAUACAGCGAAAUAAGAAAUAUCCCACAAAGGUCCACAUCCAAUGAUGCGACGGUGAAGGCUGCGCCCGUCAAGAAAGAAGAGGCUUCCAAGCCAUCCACAUCUGGGGCGGACCUUCCCGCAGUAUCCACGUCCAAAGUCGACGUGAACGCUAUUCCCGUCCACAAGCCGACAGGGAAGCCUAUUACUCAAGUCAGCAUCGACGAAGACCUUCCAGAGAACGACAAGCCCUGGCGCAAACCGGGCACCGACCUCUCAGACUAUUUCAAUUACGGCUUCGACGAGUUCACAUGGGCGCUGUACGCCCAAAAACAGGAGACACUGCGUGGCGAGUACAACCAGGACGCCGUCGCCCAAAACAACAAGAAGAUGUUCGAGGAGAUGACCAACAUGAUGAUGAUGGGCGGCAUGAUGCCGGGGAUGCCAGGCGGGCCAGGAGCAGGCGGUCCGGCGGCGGGCGCCGGCGCCGGGGGGGCGGCGAUGCCCGGAAUGGACGGCAUGCCGCCCGAGAUGCAGGCCAUGAUGCAGCAGAUGAUGGCGAGCGGCAUGGACCCCAGCCAGAUGGAUGCGGGCGCCAUGUCGGCCAUGUUCGCCGGCAUGCAGAACCCUGGCGGCGCCGGCGGGGCGGGAGCCCAGGGCGCGCAGGGGCAGAACUUCGGCGCCGGCUUUGGCGGGAACCAGGGGCAGGGGUACGGCUACGACCAGCAGGGAAUGGGUGGUGGAGGUGGCCGAGGCAAUUUCGGCGGAGGGAGGGGUCGAGGAGGGAGGAGGAAUUGGUAAUGACAGUAAUGAUAUCCCAAAAAUUCAUUCAUCUUCAUUAAGUUUUCCCUUCAAUUGGCCUCCCUGAGGCCAAUUGACUUGUCAAUUGACUUGCAAUUGAACCCAAU
Phialemonium atrogriseum is the source of this 1209-nucleotide messenger RNA. RefSeq names its product Fip1 motif-domain-containing protein. The record is from RefSeq and is a predicted model, not a curated record. The transcript has 4 exons. Bases 86 to 1102 code for a protein of 338 amino acids. Gene Ontology annotation, cellular component: mRNA cleavage and polyadenylation specificity factor complex. NCBI's taxonomy places the organism in Eukaryota, Fungi, Ascomycota, Sordariomycetes, Cephalothecales, Cephalothecaceae.